ACAUUCCCGGCCGAGGAGUGGGCGGCAAAAAGGGGCGGCGCGGCGCGGCGGUGUGCGCCUGCGUGGUGGCCGCUGGGAGCGUGAGUGGCACCUAUAAAAGGGUGCCGCUCGUCAGGGUGUACAUCAGUGUUAACCCAACCACACAAUCAUCAUGAAGUUUUUGGUACUCCUCGGCCUUGUGGCGGUAUGCUGCGCCAGGCCCCAAGUUGUCGUCCUCCUGGGAGGAGAAGGAACACAAGGCUCCUCAAGCCUCACUCCAGAUGAGCUAAGGAACCUCCAACAGUCCCUCGUGCCCCUCCUCAACCUCCAUAAUGGUAGGUCCGCUGCCCCUGCCGAAGCCCCCGUCGAGGCUCCUGUCGAGGCCCCUGUCGAAGCUCCUGUUGAGGCCCCUGUCGAAACUCCAGUUGAGGCUCCUCUCGAAGCUGUCGCCGAAGUUGCCGUCGAAGCCCCUGUUGAGGAAGCCCCUGUAGAGGAAGCCGCCCCUGCUGUCGCCCCCGCUGUCGACCCCGCCGCUAACGUGGUAGACUCCCAGUUCGCUUCCUUCAUCUUCCCUAGUGACGCCCCCGAGGUGGUGCUUGCCAAGAAGGCCCACUUCGCUGCUGUGGCCUCCGCCCUCGGCCGCAAGCCACCCGUUGUCGAGACUGCACCCGCCGCACCUGCUGAGGCUGAGGUUAGAGCUGCCGAGGUCGAGGCUGCUGAGGCUGAGGCUGCUGAACUGGAAGCUGCUGAGGCUGAGGCUGCUGCUGCUGAGGCUGCUGAACUCGAAGCCGCUGAGGCUGCUGAGGCCGAGGCUGCCGCUGCUGAAGCUGCUGAACUGGAAGCCGCUGAGGCUGCUGAGGCUGCUGAACUGGAAGCCGCUGAGGCUGCUGAGGCAGAGGCCGCUGCUGCUGAGGCUGCUGAACUAGAGGCCGCCGAGGCUGCUGAGGCAGAGGCUGCUGAACUGGAAGCUGCUGAAGCUGCUGAAGCUGCUGAAGCCGAGGCUGCUGUUGCUGAGGCUGAAGCUGCUGAGGCUGCCGAACUGGAAGCUGCUGAGGCUGCCGAACUGGAAGCUGCUGAGGCUGAGGCUGCUGAAUUGGAAGCUGCUGAAGCUGCUGAAGCUGAAGCUGCUGAGGUUGAGGCUGCUGAGGCUGAGGCUGGUGCUGCUGAAGCUGAGGCUGCUGAGGCUGAGAUGGCGGCGUAAGGAGGAGCCAGAGUGUAGAUAUUCUGUAGAUAUGCUGUAUGGCUGUGCAGGUACGAAUGCGUAUAUAUGUAUGCCUGUGGUGUAAAUGUUGAAGUAAUAAACUAUGAGUACAUGAAGAA
Messenger RNA from Eriocheir sinensis (Chinese mitten crab), 1299 nucleotides. RefSeq lists its product as uncharacterized. The record is from RefSeq and is a predicted model, not a curated record. The transcript is spliced from 2 exons. Bases 152 to 1180 code for a protein of 342 amino acids. Lineage: Eukaryota; Metazoa; Arthropoda; Malacostraca; Decapoda; Varunidae.